Messenger RNA from Paramacrobiotus metropolitanus, 1173 nucleotides. RefSeq lists its product as uncharacterized. Lineage: Eukaryota; Metazoa; Tardigrada; Eutardigrada; Parachela; Macrobiotidae. Gene Ontology annotation, biological process: protein phosphorylation. Gene Ontology annotation, molecular function: protein kinase activity; ATP binding. The coding region runs from base 68 to 1003 and encodes 311 amino acids. The transcript has 2 exons. The record is from RefSeq and is a predicted model, not a curated record.
AACAGUGUGUUGCCACACUCGUUAAAUGAAUCGUGCACAUUGAUUUUCGAUUACGUGUACGGGCACCAUGAACCACAGUACUAUGCACAACGAAGCGUCUGCAACUUGCCCAGAAAUAUCUUACCAGCUGGUGCAACGCCUUAUUGAUACCUCACGAGCCGAUGUCUAUUUGGCCCACCGCAAGGAUGGCGUACGACCCGUUGAGAUCGCGGUGAAAAACGCCCAUCUGGAUUAUGACAGGGAUAGGGCCCGCGCACUGGCGGCUUCCAUGGACGCCGAUUUACAGCAUGUCCUUACUUUUGAUCAUCCCAAUCUGGUGCGUCAUCUUGCGCAUGGCAAUUCUCUGGAGGCCUAUCCGAUGGAAGUACCGCACUACAUAAUCAUAAUGGAGUAUUGCUUCGGCGGCAACCUGCACGCGGCAGCUCAGUUCCACAUUCCCGCGCCGCUUAUCCAAAAAUGGACAGGUCAAAUUGUGGACGGCCUAGUCUAUCUGCACGCCCAAAACGUUGCACACUGUGAUCUAACGGGCACGAACAUUCUGCUAAACAGUCCUGACUGGGAUACCUGCCAGAUGAAGAUUGGUCAUCUGGACACCACUGAACGUCUCCACAGAGAGAUGGCGCACAGGGUCGGCGACUGUGGAGGCCGGUAUGCCUUUAUGUCGCCGGAGAUGGUCUGGGACGAUAACGUCGGACGCGAGACCGAUAUCUGGAGUUUGGGUUGUGUUGUCCUGGAGAUGAUCAGCGGAUUGCCGCACUUCGUAAAAGACGUCAACGGACAUCAGGUGGACUUGACAACCGAUAUGGCCGCCAUGUACUACGUUGGUAGCGGCGGGUCGCCCCAAAUACCUCAUACAUUGCCGGAAGAGUUGCGGACGUUUCUCGGGGAAUGCCUGUGGCGGGAUCGUGUAUUACGGCCGACAUCUGCUGACCUCUUAACCAAAGACUUUUUGACGAUGGCUAAGGUGCCGCAAUGGCCUGACCCGCGACCGCAACGAGACUGAUGCAGCGUACAUUGAAAUCUCGAUUGAACCGGUUUAGUGUCUGUCUGUACUACGAGCGCGAGUGUAUUUUAUGUUUUAAGCGGUUGCAAAGAAAGAAGGACCGCAUUAAACAGAUAUCAUUCUAUUCUUGACGUUUCGACGAAAUAUGCCCCCUUCCUCCGAGACGUUCG